UCCCUCAGGUCCCUCCCUGUCCUCCCCUGCCGAGGAGGAGGCCUUGGGUACCAGAGUCUUAAGGAAACGGAGCUCGGCCCGGUUUUUGUUUGGACUGGUUUUUUGCUCUUUUGGUUGUUUCUGACCUCUCUGUGCUUAAAGAGAAACCCUGAUCCGUUCCUCUCGCCUGAGGCCUUGGGUACCAGAGUCUUAAGGAAACGGAGCUCGGCCCGGUUUUUGUUUGGACUGGUUUUUGCUCUUUUGGUUGCUUCUGACCUCUCUGUGCUUAAAGAGAAACCCUGAUCCGUUCCUCUCGCCUGAGGCCUUGGGUACCAGAGUCUUAAGGAAACGGAGCUCGGCCCGGUUUAUGUUUGGACUGGUUUUUUGCUCUUUUGGUUGCUUCUGACCUCUCUGUGCUUAAAGAGAAACCCUGAUCCGUUCCUCUCGCCUGAGGCCUUGGGUACCAGAGUCUUAAGGAAACGGAGCUCGGCCCUGUUUUUGUUUGGACUGGUUUUUUGCUCUUUUGGUUGCUUCUGACCUCUCUGUGCUUAAAGAGAAACCCCGAUCCGUUCCUCUCGCCUGAGGCCUUGGGUACCAGAGUCUUAAGGAAACGGAGCUCGGCCCGGUUUUUGUUUGGACUGGUUUUUUGCUCUUUUGGUUGUUUCUGACCUCUCUGUGCUUAAAGAGAAACCCCGAUCCGUUCCUCUCGCCUGAGGCCUUGGGUACCAGAGUCUUAAGGAAACGGAGCUCGGCCCGGUUUUUGUUUGGACUGGUUUUUUGCUCUUUUGGUUGCUUCUGACCUCUCUGUGCUUAAAGGGAAACCCCGAUCCGUUCCUCUCGCCUGUCCUUCCUCCCUGCCUCCUGUCCUUCCUGCCUCCCUGUCCUCCAGGAAGCUUGACCAGGGGCCCAUCGGGAUAUCUGCUUUUCCAGGCCGGCUUCUACUUCCCCUCCUGACUCCAGUUUCCAGGGUGAGUUUGAGAAUUUGCUCACGAGCCGCUGCCGAACUUCCAAUGUGGGGAAGACUGGAAUUUCACGGCGGGAAUGACUCAGGUCUGUCCAGCUACUUGAGGACGUAGGCCGGGCUCUCUGACACCCGCUCCUCCCAGGAGCCGCUUUUAAGCGAUAGCGAAAGAUGGCAGAAGCCGUCCUGAUCGAUCUGUUUGGCCUGAGACGGGGUUCCCGGAUCAUCUGCCUUCAGAGGGUCCUGAGCGCCCUGGGGCUGACGGGAGGCGGCGGCGCCUCAGAAGCCCCCUUCCUCUGCGUGAUGUGUGGCCCAGAUCCCGGUGGCGAGAAUGGAGACGAGCAAAAUCGACUGCUCGAGACCAUGGGUGGGCUCCAACCGCUCCAAAGGGGACUGGAGAUUGUGAGCGGGCCGGGCGAAGCCGCCGCCUUGUACGCGAUUAAACAGAGACUUGACGCGGAGGACGUGAGUCGCAUUAAAAUCAUCACGCCGGUUCCCAGGAAGGCGAUAAUGGAGGCUUUUGUCGACCAGCUCUUCACCGAUGUCUAUCGGUUCGACUUUGAAGAGUUGCAAGUUAACACGGAAGGGAAACCUCUGCCCCGGCCCACGGGGAAAGAACCUCUCUCUGCCCGAGAAUUGGAAGACGUCAGGAGUGACAUUGAGACCUACUUGGGCACCUUGCCGGGACUGAAAGGAGAAUUAACUAUUCUCAAGUCUUACUUGAUCCCAGAAGACGCUUUCAUACAUGGAUUCACCACAAGGGCAGGUGGGAUAUCGUAUAUACCGACUCUCAGCUCCUUCAAUCUCUUCAGUAGUUCGAAAAGGAGAGAUCCGAAGGCCGUAGUCAAGGAGAACCUACGUCGGCUGGCUAAAGCGGCUGGAUUUGACCCAGAAAAAUUUCACCACAUAAAGACUGACCACGCCAGUGGUGUGUGGGUCAUGGGGAAGGAGGAGCCUGACUGCUACGAUGGAAUCACUACCAAUCAGAGAGGAGUUACCCUAGCAGCCCUGGGAGCCGACUGCAUACCUCUGCUCUUUGCCGAUCCGGUCAAAAAGGCUUGUGGUGUGGCCCAUUCUGGAUGGAAAGGAACCUUGUUAGGAGUAGCCAUGGCUACAGUCAGGGCUAUGCUGACAGAAUACGGCUGCAACCUGGAGGACAUUCUGGUGGUCUUGGGCCCUUCUAUCGGACCCUGCUGCUUUACGCUUCCCAAGGAAUCGGCAGAGGCAUUUCACAGUCUCGAUCCAAAGUGUGUACGACUCUUUGACUCUCCCAAUCCCUAUGUCGACAUUCGGAGGGCCACGAAAGUUCUUCUAGAACGUGGGGGGAUUCUUCCCCAAAAUAUUCACGGUGAUUCCAGCAUCCACAAGGACCAGGAUUUCACUCUCUGUACGUCCUGUAACCCUGACAAGUUUUUCUCCCACGUCCGCGACGGCCUUAAUUUUGGGACACAGAUCGGCUUCAUAUCAGUCAGAGACUGAGAGCACCUGUUCAUUUUCCACAAAGGAGCCCCGUGUGGAGAAGCCCAGCGAAAAGAACACAGAGAUUUGAGUUCAUCAGCCUUCAAUCUGGAGAUGCUGAAGACGGAGAACUUGGUCCCCGAGAGAAUUUCCGACUCUCUGAACAGCCGUUUGGUGGUGGCGGGGGCAGCGGCAGGCUUUCAAGCAACCGAUCGAUCAAAUGAUCAGUCGAGCGCUUACUAUGUGAGAAGCAGCACGGCCUAGUGCGUAGAGCACGGGGUUGGGAGGCAGAG
This is a messenger RNA of Tachyglossus aculeatus (Australian echidna), 2691 nucleotides long. It is a transcript of the gene LACC1, whose product is annotated as laccase domain containing 1. Bases 1112 to 2419 code for a protein of 435 amino acids. Gene Ontology annotation, molecular function: copper ion binding. The record is from RefSeq and is a predicted model, not a curated record. NCBI's taxonomy places the organism in Eukaryota, Metazoa, Chordata, Mammalia, Monotremata, Tachyglossidae. The transcript is spliced from 8 exons.